This is a messenger RNA of Talaromyces stipitatus ATCC 10500, 745 nucleotides long. RefSeq names its product 60S acidic ribosomal protein P2. The coding region runs from base 126 to 461 and encodes 111 amino acids. Gene Ontology annotation, cellular component: ribosome; cytosolic large ribosomal subunit. The record is from RefSeq and is a predicted model, not a curated record. Gene Ontology annotation, molecular function: structural constituent of ribosome. The transcript is spliced from 3 exons. Gene Ontology annotation, biological process: cytoplasmic translational elongation. NCBI's taxonomy places the organism in Eukaryota, Fungi, Ascomycota, Eurotiomycetes, Eurotiales, Trichocomaceae.
AUCUUCUAUCACGAUCAUCUCACUCAACAACCUCGAACUCGACGUUUCAGUCUCCGCCCAACUUGCGGUUAAAUCGAUUGACUCUCCUGUUCGUUAAUAAACGCAUCAACUAAACCACAUUCAAAAUGAAGCACUUAGCGGCCUACCUCCUCCUCGGCCUUGCCGGUAACACCUCUCCUUCUGCCGAAGACAUCAAGGGCGUCCUUGAGUCCGUUGGUAUCGAUGCCGAUGAGGAACGUCUCGAGAAGCUCCUUUCCGAGCUCGAGGGCAAGGACAUCCAGGAGUUGAUUGCUGAGGGUUCUACCAAGCUCGCCUCCGUCCCCACCGGUGGUGCUGGUGGUGCUCCUGCUGCUGGUGGUGCCGCCGCUGGUGGUGCUGCUGCCGCCGAGGAGAAGGCCGAAGAAAAGGAAGAGGAGAAGGAAGAGUCCGACGAGGACAUGGGAUUCGGUCUUUUCGACUAAAUGCAACAACCUCGAAAAUGUAUGCGAACCGAGACCAAAAACAAAAAGGGAAGGGAAUGGCAUUCUGGAGACUAAAGGCUAUGUUUAUGGACGACUUCAAGUGUUUAUGGCGGAGUUUAUUCUUUUCAUACAAUUUACAUCUACCGUGAUGCAGUUACGAAUAUGCAUGUAUGUCGAACGGCCAUAGUCUGAAUCCAGAUGUCACAGUCUUCAGUAAUUGGAUUUUACAAGUACACUCGACGUAAAUUGAUUUAAGAGCAUAAUGACACCAGAAAUACAGCUAU